Aspergillus campestris IBT 28561 is the source of this 261-nucleotide messenger RNA. Its product is annotated as proteasome regulatory particle lid subunit SEM1. The record is from RefSeq and is a predicted model, not a curated record. Lineage: Eukaryota; Fungi; Ascomycota; Eurotiomycetes; Eurotiales; Aspergillaceae. The coding region runs from base 1 to 261 and encodes 86 amino acids. The transcript has 3 exons. Gene Ontology annotation, cellular component: proteasome regulatory particle, lid subcomplex; proteasome complex. Gene Ontology annotation, biological process: mRNA export from nucleus; double-strand break repair via homologous recombination; proteasome assembly.
AUGUCGAACACAAGUCAGCCCCAAACCAAGGCCGAACCGACACAGCAGCCCCAGCAAGAACAGAAGCCCCCGGUGCUGGAAGAAGACGACGAGUUCGAAGAUUUCCCCGUCGAAGACUGGCCCCAGGAGGAAUCCGAGCAGGCAGGCGCCAACGGGACAGAAAACCACCUGUGGGAGGAGAGCUGGGACGAUGACGAUGCGGCUGAGGAUUUCUCAAAGCAGUUGAAAGAGGAACUGAAAAAGGUCGAAGCAUCCCAUUAG